This is a messenger RNA of Triplophysa dalaica, 15564 nucleotides long. It is a transcript of the gene ryr1a, whose product is annotated as ryanodine receptor 1a (skeletal). The record is from RefSeq and is a predicted model, not a curated record. Gene Ontology annotation, molecular function: ryanodine-sensitive calcium-release channel activity; protein binding. Bases 1 to 15156 code for a protein of 5051 amino acids. Gene Ontology annotation, biological process: intracellular calcium ion homeostasis; calcium ion transmembrane transport. NCBI's taxonomy places the organism in Eukaryota, Metazoa, Chordata, Actinopteri, Cypriniformes, Nemacheilidae. The transcript has 105 exons. Gene Ontology annotation, cellular component: calcium channel complex; smooth endoplasmic reticulum; Z disc.
AUGGCAGAAGGUGGAGAGGGAGAGGAGGAAAUUCAGUUCUUACGAACGGAUGAUCAGGUUGUUCUUCAGUGUACAGCCACCAUCCUGAAAGAACAGAUUAAACUCUGUCUGUCCUGUGAGGGAUUUGGGAAUCGCUUGUGUUUUCUGGAAACUACAUCUAAUGCCCAGAAUGUUCCACCGGAUCUGGCAAUAUGCGUCUUUAUUCUGGAGCAGUCUUUAUCUGUUCGGGCCCUUCAGGAAAUGCUGGCUAACACGACUGAGCUUAAUGAGUCAUCACAAGGCGGAGGUCACCGGACGUUGUUGUACGGCCACGCCAUCCUGCUCAGACACACACACUCAAGCAUGUAUCUCAGCUGUUUGACGACAUCCAGGUCGCUCACAGACAAGCUGGCCUUUGAUGUAGGCCUGCAAGAAGACUCGACAGGUGAAGCAUGCUGGUGGACUAUUCACCCAGCAUCCAAGCAGAGGUCAGAAGGUGAGAAGGUCAGGGUGGGUGAUGACCUCAUUCUGGUCAGUGUGUCUUCAGAGAGAUAUCUGCACCUUUCUUACGCCAGUGGAGACCUCAUGGUUGACGCCUCCUUCAUGCAAACUCUUUGGAACAUGAACCCUGUGUGUUCUGGAUGUGAGCUGGCAGAGGGGUUUCUGACUGGCGGGCAUGUUUUACGUCUUUUCCACGGCCACAUGGAUGAGUGUUUAGCUAUUCCCGCCGCUGACCAGGGAGACGACCAGAGACGAAAUGCGCACUAUGAAGGCGGUGCAGUAUGCAGCCAAGCUAGGUCUCUGUGGAGGCUAGAGCCUCUUCGGAUUGGAUGGAGCGGUAGCCACAUGAAGUGGGGUCAGUCCUUUAGAGUCCGUCACAUCACCACUGGCAGGUAUCUGUGUCUGGAUGAGGAGAAAGGGCUCUUGCUUGUGGACCCGGAAAAAGCCAAAACGAAGAACUCUGCCUUCUGUUUCCGUUUAUCAAAGGAGAAGACUGAGGUGGCUCAGAAGCGUGAUGUUGAGGGUAUGGGGAUUCCAGAGAUAAAGUAUGGCGAGUCUAUGUGUUUCGUUCAGCACGUAUCCACCAGUCUGUGGCUUACGUAUGCCUCAGUAGAUGCCAAGUCUGCUCGCCUGGGGCCAUUAAAGAGGAAGGCUAUACUGCAUCAGGAAGGUCAUAUGGACGACGCGCUGACCGUGGCACGUUCACAGACAGCAGAGUCUCAGGCUGCAAGAAUGAUCUACAGCACAGCUGGACUCUUUACACAGUUCAUCAAGGGUCUGGACUCACUAAGCGGGAAGAAUAAAACUCCGGGUCAAUCCAUGUCUCUGCCUCUGGACUCUGUGGUCCUUUCUUUGCAGGAUCUCAUCUUUUAUUUCCGUCCUCCAGAGGAGGAGCUUGAACAUGAGGAGAAGCAAACCAAACUGCGCUCAUUAAGGAACCGUCAGAAUUUAUUCCAGGAGGAGGGCAUGAUCUCACUUGUGCUGGACUGCGUUGAUCGGUUGAACGUCUACAACACAGCAGCACACUUCUCUGAGUUUGCUGGGGAAGAGGCGGGCGAUUCCUGGAGAGAGAUAGUCAACUUAUUUUAUGAGCUGCUGGCAUCUCUGAUCAGAGGAAACAGGGCAAACUGUGCUUUGUUCUGUGAUAAUUUGGAUUGGUUGGUCAGCAAACUGGACCGUUUAGAGGCGUCCUCAGGUAUUCUGGAGGUGCUAUAUUGCAUUCUGAUUGAAAGUCCUGAAGUGCUUAACAUCAUCCAAGAAAACCACAUCAAAUCCAUCAUCGCACUUUUGGACAAACAUGGACGUAAUCACAAGGUUCUGGAUGUGCUGUGCUCUUUGUGCGUUUGUAAUGGUGUGGCCGUGAGGUCUAAUCAGAAUCUGAUCACUGAGAAUCUGCUUCCGGGUCGGGAUCUCCUCUUGCAGACCAACAUUAUCAAUUAUGUCACCAGUAUGAGACCCAAUAUUUUUCUGGGAACAUGUGAAGGUUCAACGCAGUAUAAGAAGUGGUACUACGAAAUAAUAGUAGACCACGUGGAUUCGUUCCUGACCCCGCAGGCAUGUCAUCUUCGUGUGGGCUGGGCUUUGACAGAGGGCUACAGUCCUUAUCCUGGAGGUGGAGAGGGAUGGGGAGGCAACGGUGUGGGAGAUGAUCUUUACUCGUAUGGUUUUGAUGGGCUAAACCUGUGGACAGGUCGUGUUCCACGUCAGGUGACCUCACCCAGUCAGCACAUCCUCGCACCUGAGGACGUGGUGAGCUGCUGUUUGGAUCUGAGCGUACCGAGUAUCUCCUUCCGCAUCAAUGGACAUCCCGUUCAAGGCAUGUUUGAGAACUUCAAUCUGGAUGGUCUCUUCUUCCCUGUGGUCAGCUUCUCAGCUGGCAUUAAGGUUCGCUAUCUUCUCGGUGGACGACAAGGAGACUUCAAAUUUCUUCCUCCUCCAGGUUACGCUCCAUGCUAUGAAGCAGUUCUCCCCAAAGACAGACUGCGGAUCGAGCCCAUUAAAGAAUACAAGCAUGACUUUGACGGCGUCCGGAACCUUCUGGGGCCAACCCAGUCUCUGUCACACACUGCCUUCACUCCCUAUCCUGUCGACACCGUGCAGAUUGUUCUCCCACCUCAUCUAGAGCGUAUUAGAGAGAAACUGGCUGAGAAUAGCCACGAGCUGUGGGCCGUCACCCGUAUCGAGCAGGGCUGGACAUAUGGACCAUUUCGAGAUGACAAUAAGAAGCUUCAUCCAUGUCUAGUGGACUUCCAGGGUCUCCCGGAACCAGAGAAGAACUACAACCUGGCCAUGUCCGGAGAGACAUUGAAGACCCUUCUGGCUUUGGGAUGUCAUGUAGGCAUGGGUGAUGAGAAAGCCGAGGAGAACCUGAAAAAGAUCAAACUACCCAAGACAUAUAUGCAGAGCAAUGGAUAUAAACCUGCACCUUUGGACCUCAACCAUGUGAAACUGACACCAAAUCAGAACACGCUAGUGGAAAGACUGGCUGAGAAUGGACACAAUGUCUGGGCUCGUGAUCGGGUUCGCCAAGGCUGGACUUACAGCAUCAUUCAGGACAUUGUGAACAAACGUAACCCCCGUCUCGUACCAUACAAUCUUCUGGAUGAGAAGACGAAAAAGACCAAUCGUGAUACAGUUUGCGCUGCUGUACGGACUCUCAUAGGCUAUGGCUACAAUAUUGAACCACCUGACCAGGAGAGUGGUCAUGGUCCCGGCAGCGGUCGGAGCGAUAAGAUCCGUCUGUUCAGAGCGGAGAAAUCCUACGCUGUUACCCAAGGAAAAUGGUACUUUGAGUUUGAAGCGGUGACGGUGGGCGAGAUGAGAGUCGGUUGGGCGAGACCCAGCGUUCAUGCAGACAGAGAGCUAGGAUCUGAUGACCUGGCCUAUGUCUUCAAUGGAUGCAGGGCUCAACGGUGGCACAUUGGGAAUGAGCCGUUUGGCCGACAGUGGCAGCCUGGAGAUGUGGUGGGCUGCAUGAUAGACCUGACAGAGCAGAACAUCAUGUUUACUCUUAAUGGAGAAAUGCUGAUCAGUGAUUCUGGGUCUGAGAUGGCCUUCAAAGACAUUGAGAUUGGAGAGGGCUUCAUUCCUGUGUGCAGUCUUGGACAAUCUCAGGUGGGUCGUAUCAACCUUGGGCAGAAUGUGAGCAGUCUGCGUUACUUCACAAUCUGCGGCCUGCAGGAAGGGUUUGAACCAUUCGCUAUCAACAUGAAGAGAGAUAUCACCAUGUGGUUCAGCAAAAGCCUGCCCCAGUUUGUACCUGUCCCUACAGACCAUCCACAUCUUGAGGUGUCCCGUGUGGACGGAACAGUAGAUAGCGCCCCCUGUCUAAAACUCACCCACAGGACAUACGGAUCCCAGAACGCCAACACAGAUCUCAUGUUCUUUAGACUCAGCAUGCCUAUAGAAUUCCAUGAGACCUUCAAGGUCCCGGUGGGGGCCUCACCUCUGACCCGCACCCUAACUAUCCCAGAGGAUGAAACUCUUGAGGUGGACCCUGAAUCAGAGUUUGAGCUUCUGAAGAAGUCGGCCACUCGCAAAGAGCAAGAUGAAAAAGAGAAAGAGCCAUCUGUCCCGAAAGAGCUUCCUGGGAAUAAAGAGGGAGAGAAUGAGAAGGACACCACCACAGAGAAGAGCAAAAAAAAAGGGUUCUUUUCCAAAGCUAAGAGGGCAGCAUUAUCCCAGGCUCCCGUGGUUCCUACAGUUCCCCGACUGAUAGAGGACGUUGUACCAGAUGACCGAGACGAUGCUGAAAUCAUCGCAAACACAACAACUUAUUAUUAUUCAGUCCGGAUAUUUGCAGGCCAGGAGCCCAGCGGAGUGUGGGUAGGCUGGGUUACUCCUGACUACCACCUAUAUGAUCUACACUUUGAUCUUGGCAAAGUCCGAAAUGUAACUGUAACCGUUGGGGAUGACAAAGGCAACAUUCAUGAUAGUGUUAAACGCAGUAACUGCUACAUGGUGUGGGGAGGAGAGUUUGGCGGCUCGCAGCAAACUCGCAUCAGUCAGGAUGACUUUGUGAUUGGUUGCUUGGUGGACCUGGACACAGGACUCAUGACUUUCGCAGCCAAUGGGAAGGAAAUCAACACUUUCUACCAGGUGGAACCCAACACUAAGCUGUUUCCUGCUGUGUUUUGUUUGCCGUCCAGCCAGAACAUGUUACAAGUGGAACUGGGCAAAUUAAAGAACAUUAUGCCCAUCUCUGCAGCCAUGUUCCGCAGUGACCAUAAGAAUCCAGUUCCUCAAUGUCCUCCCAGGUUAGAUGUCCAGAUGCUGACUCCAGUCAUAUGGAGCCGGAUGCCAAAUCACUUUUUGGCCCCUGAAACAGGCCGUGUGAGUGAGAGGCAGGGGUGGAAAGUUCAGUGUUCUGAACCUCUCAUUAUGAUGGCACUGCAUAUUCCUGAGGAGAACAGAUGUCUUGAUAUCUUGGAACUUUCAGAGCGCAUUGACCUGAUGACGUUCCAUUACCACACACUGAAGCUGUACGGCUCAGUCUGCGCUCUGGGCAACAAUCGUGUUGCUCAUGCCCUCUGUAGUCACGUUGACGAAUUGCAGCUCUUCUAUGCUAUUGAGAACACCUACCUGCCCGGUCCCAUCCGCAGUGGCUACUAUGACCUGCUCAUCUCCAUGCAUCUCGAGUCUGCCAAACGCAACCGUCUCAUGACCAAUAAGGAGUUCAUCGUGCCCAUGACGGAUGAGACACGGAGCAUCACUCUAUACUCGGACGCUGAGAAGGCUCAUGCGCUGCCAGGUGUUGGACUUACCACCUGCCUGCGGCCCAAGCUACACUUUGCCCCCACAGGGUUUGUGGGCACCAAUGCAGACCUCUACACCCUCAGCCCCUUCUAUCCUCUCCAGAUGCUCAAGGACCACGCCCUCAGCAUGCUUACAGAAGCAGUGCAGGACGGAGGACAGGCCAUGCGUGAUCCCGUAGGGGGCAGCGUCGAGUUCCACUUUGUGCCAAUCCUGAAGCUAAUCAGCACCCUGCUCAUAAUGGGCGUGUUUGACGACAGUGACGUAAAACACAUCCUGAAGCUCAUCGAGCCGUCUGUGUUCACUGACGGUGAAAAUCCAGCUGAAGACCCAGAGGCGACCAAAUCCGGAGGUGCAGAGAAACAGCUGGCCUGCAAAGAAGAAGGGAUGGAGGUCAAAGAGGUAGAGGGCGACAACCGGGGAGAGCUGAUGGAUGAAGGUGUGGGAGAGGAAGAAGAGGAUGAGGAAUUUGAGCCUGAUGAGGAAGAGGAAUAUGAAGAGGAGGCGGAAACAGGAGAGGAAGAUGAACAUGCUGCGGAAAAAACAGACCGGGAGAAAGUGGCCGAUACAGAGAGGCAGAAGGAGGCUGCUGUAGAAGAAGCAGAGGUGAAGGAAGAGGAAGAUGUGGGAGAAGGACUUCUGCACAUGAAGCUUCCUGAAUCUGUUAAACUUCAGAUGUGUACCUUACUGCAGUAUUUCUGUGACUGUGAGCUGCGUCACCGAGUGGAAGCCAUUAUCGCUUUCUCAGACAAAUUUGUCAACCACGUGCAAACCAAUCAGAGGCAGCGUUAUAAUGAGCUCAUGCAGGCCUUCACAAUGAGUGCUGCCGAAACUGCCCGCAAGACCCGUGAGUUUCGCUCACCCCCACAGGAACAGGUAAACAUGCUAAUGAACUUCAAGAACUGUCCGGAGGUAGAAGAUUGUCCCGUUCCAGAGGAAGUCCGAAAUGAUUUGCUGACCUUCCACCAUGACCUGUUAGCUCACUGCGGUGUACAUAUUGAAGAAGAAGAAGAGGAAGAGCAGGUGGACACUUCUCUCCGUGGACGUCUUUUAAGACUGGUGAUGAAAGUGAAGAACUUACGAAAGAAGCCAGAGGCUGAGCCUGAACCUGAAGAAGAAGUGAAACCCAGUACUCUACAGGAGUUGAUUUCUCACACUAUGAUCCACUGGGCUCAGGAGUCUUUCAUUCAGAACCCUGAGCUUGUGCGGCUGAUGUUCAGUUUGUUACAUCGGCAGUACGACGCCCUGGGUGAGCUGAUCCGAGCGCUGCCCAAAGCCUACAUCAUCAACGCUGUGUCCGUGCAGGACACCAUGGAAUUGCUGGAAUGUCUGGGACAAAUCCGAUCCCUGUUGAUUGUUCAGAUGGGACCAGAAGAAGAGAGACUGAUGAUUCAAAGUAUCGGAAACAUCAUGAGCAACAGAGUCUUUUACCAGCACCCAAACCUCAUGAGAGCUUUGGGAAUGCACGAGACCGUCAUGGAGGUCAUGGUGAAUGUCCUUGGAGGUGGAGAUUCCAAGGAGAUCCGGUUCCCUCGUGUGGUGACCAACUGCUGUCGGUUCUUGUGUUACUUCUGUCGUAUAAGCAGGCAGAAUCAGCGCUCCAUGUUUGAUCAUCUGGGAUAUCUCCUGCAGAACAGCGGCAUCGGGCUUGGAAUGCGUGGCUCCACUCCUCUCGAUGUUGCUGCUGCAUCUUGUAUCGAUAACAAUGAGCUUGCGCUGGCUCUCCAGGAACAAGACCUUGAGAUGGUGGUGAAGUACCUGGCAGGUUGUGGUCUGCAGAGCUGCCCCAUGCUCUUAUCAAAAGGAUACCCAGAUAUAGGGUGGAACCCUUGUGGAGGAGAGAAGUACCUGGAUUUCCUCCGAUUUGCUGUAUUCGUUAAUGGAGAGAGCGUGGAAGAGAAUGCUAACGUUGUGGUUCGGCUGUUAAUCAGGAGGCCUGAAUGUUUUGGACCCGCCUUGAGAGGAGAGGGAGGGAACGGCCUUCUCGCUGCGAUUGAAGAAGCCAUUAAGAUCUCAGAGGAUCCAGCAAGAGAUGGACCCACUGUUAAGAAAGACAGACGCUUCCCAAUGUUUGGAGGAGAGGAGCAACACGAGGAGAACAGAGUGCACCUUGGAAACGCCAUUAUGUCCUUCUACUCUGCUCUUAUUGAUCUGCUGGGUCGCUGUGCUCCUGAGAUGCACUUGAUUCAGGCUGGUAAAGGUGAAGCUUUGAGAAUCAGGGCUAUUCUUAGGUCUCUGGUGCCCAUUGAGGAUCUAGUUGGUGUGAUCAGCUUGUCAGUCCAAAUACCUGCUUUUGGAAAAGAUAACAGCAUCAUUGAGCCAAAGAUGUCUGCAAGUUUUGUGCCUGAUCAUAAGGCACCCAUGGUUCUGUUCCUGGACAGAGUCUACGGAAUUGACAACCAAGACUUCUUGUUGCACGUAUUAGAAGUGGGCUUCCUUCCAGACAUGAGAGCAGCAGCUUCUUUGGACACAGCUGCCUUCAGCACUACAGAGAUGGCACUGGCUCUUAACCGUUACCUUUGUUCCGCUGUGCUUCCUCUGAUCACCAAAUGCGCUCCUCUGUUUGCUGGCACUGAGCACCGCGCCAUCAUGAUCGACUCCAUGCUCCACACCAUCUACAGGCUUUCACGGGGCCGCUCGUUUACCAAAGCUCAGAGAGAUGUUAUUGAGGAAUGCCUCAUGUCCUUAUGCAGGUACUUGCGUCCUUCAAUGCUUCAGCACCUUCUUAGGCGACUGGUGUUUGAUGUGCCGAUUUUAAACGAGUAUGCCAAAAUGCCUCUUAAGCUGCUUACAAAUCAUUACGAGCGCUGUUGGAAGUACUAUUGCUUGCCCAACGGCUGGGCUAACUUUGGCGUAUCAUCGGAGGAGGAGCUUCAUCUCACCCGUAAACUCUUUUGGGGGAUUUUUGAAUCUCUGGCUCACAAGAAAUUUGAUGCAGAGCUGUUUAAAAUCGCCAUGCCCUGCAUAUGCGCCAUCGCUGGAGCAAUUCCUCCAGAUUAUGUGGAUGCCAGCUACUCAUCCAAAACCGAGAAGAAAGCUUCAGUUGAUGCUGAGGGCAACUUUGACCCUAAACCAGUGGAAACCACAAACACCAUCAUACCUGAGAAAUUGGAUGGUUUUAUGAACAGAUAUGCAGAAUACACUCAUGACAAAUGGGCUUUUGAAAAGAUCCAAAAUAACUGGACAUUCGGCGAGGUGCUGGAUGAAAAUGCCAAGACCCAUCCCAUGCUCAGACCUUACAAAACAUUCUCUGAAAAGGAUAAAGAAAUCUACCGCUGGCCCAUUAAAGAGUCAGUCAAGGCUAUGAUUGCUUGGGAGUGGACACUAGACAAAGCCAGAGAUGGAGAUGAUGAUAAAACAGAGAAGAAGACAGCUCGUAAGAUAUCACAGACUGCACAGGCGACCUAUGACCCCAGUCAUGGCUACAGCCCUCAGCCCAUUGACAUUUCAGGCAUGACACUGUCUAGAGAGCUUCAGUCCAUGGCAGAGCAGCUUGCAGAGAACUAUCACAACACCUGGGGACGCAAGAAAAAAAUGGAGCUACAAACAAAAGGAGGAGGAACACACCCUUUGCUUGUGCCCUAUGAUACGCUGACAGCUAAGGAAAAGGCCCGAGACAGAGAGAAAGCAUAUGAACUUCUCAAGUUUCUCCAGCUAAAUGGAUAUUCUGUGACAAGGGGGCUGAAGGAUAUGGAGAGCGAUAUUUCAUCUAUUGAGAAGCGUUUUGCGUAUGGCUUUCUACAGAAGCUGCUCAAGUGGAUGGACAUUGCCCAGGAAUUCAUAGCACAUCUUGAGGCAGUUGUGAGCAGCGGCCGUGUGGAAAAGUCGCCACAUGAGCAAGAGAUCAAGUUCUUUGCCAAGAUUCUUCUGCCUUUGAUAAACCAGUAUUAUAAAAAUCACUGCCUCUACUUCCUCUCCACACCAGCCAAAAUCCUAGGCAGUGGCGGACAUGCCUCCAACAAAGAAAAAGAGAUGAUUGCAAGUAUCUUUUGUAAGAUGUCUGCCCUGGUGAGACACAGGGUGUUUCUCUUUGGUACGGAUGCUCCCGCUAUUGUCAACUGUCUCCAUAUUCUUGCACGGUCACUUGAUGCCAGAACUGUGAUGAAAUCCGGACCUGAGAUUGUUAAGGCAGGGCUGCGAUCUUUCUUCGAGAGCGCUGCUGAUGACAUCGAAAAGAUGGUGGAAAACCUCAAACUUGGGAAAGUGUCCAAAGGCAAUCAGCCAGUGAAAGGUGUGUCCCAGAAUAUCAACUACACCACGACGGCUUUGCUCCCUGUGCUCACGUCACUGUUCGACCACAUCGCUCAGCAUCAGUUUGGAGACGAUGUUAUCCUGGAUGAUUUGCAGAUGUCCUGCUACAGAAUCAUGUGUAGUAUUUAUUCUCUUGGUACUGUGAAGACUCCACAUGCAGAGAGACAAAGACCAGCUCUAGGAGAAUGCCUCGCACAUCUCGCCAAUGCCAUGCCUGUAGCCUACCUGGAGCCCCAUCUUAAUGAAUACAAUGCAUUUUCAGUGUACACUACCAAGACGCAAAGAGAAAGAUCAAUCCUGGGCCUUCCCAACCACGUCAAGGAACUGUGUUUGGACAUUCCUGAGCUAGACAUCCUCAUGAAAGAGAUCGGAGAUCUGGCCGAAUCGGGAGCUCGCUAUACAGAAAUGCCACAUGUGAUCGAGAUCACUCUGCCCAUGUUGUGUAACUAUCUUCCUCGUUGGUGGGAAAGAGGACUGGAGAACUUUCCAGAGAUGGAGGGUAACCUGUGUACGGAUGUCACCUCGGAUCAUCUCAACCAGCUCCUGGGAAGCAUCAUGAAAAUAGUGGUCAACAACCUGGGAAUUGACGAAGCCUCCUGGAUGAAAAGACUCGCUGUGUUCUCCCAACCCAUUGUGAGCCGAGCCAAACCCGAGAUGCUAAAAUCACAUUUCAUCCCCACCAUGGAGAAACUGAAGAAGCGGACGUCUAAAGUGGUAGCCGAGGAGGAGCACCUGCGUAUGGAGGGGAAGUCUGAGGGAGACGAGGAGGAAGGGACUAUUCGAGAUGAAUUUGCCGUCCUGUGCAGAGACCUGUACGCUCUCUACCCUCUUCUCAUCCGAUACGUGGAUAACAACAGAGCAAGGUGGCUGACCUGCCCGGACCCUGACGCUGAAGAGUUGUUCCGUAUGGUGGGAGAGGUCUUCAUCUUCUGGUCCAAAUCUCAUAACUUCAAGCGAGAGGAGCAAAACUUUGUGGUGAUGAAUGAAAUUAACAACAUGUCCUUUCUCACUGCUGACAGCAAGAGCAAGAUGAGUAAGACCGGGGACUCUGAGGCCGGUGGCUCUGAUGUAGAGCGUACCAAGAAAAAGAGGCGCGGAGAUCGAUAUUCUGUUCAGACGUCCCUCAUUGUGGCCGCCCUGAAGAAAAUGCUUCCCAUAGGACUCAACAUGUGCUCGCCUGCGGAUCAAGAACUCAUCAACCUGGCCAAGACACGCUAUUCUUUGAAAGACACAGAUGAAGAGGUCCGAGAGUUCUUGCAAAACAACCUCCACCUUCAGGGCAAGGUUGAUAAUCCGUCCAUGCGCUGGCAGAUGGAGCUGUAUAAAGAAAUGGCAGGAAAGGCUGAAGAUGCAGAUGCUCCAGAGAAAGUAGUGAAAAGAGUUCAGGAGGUCUCUGCGGUCCUCUACCACAUUGAAGUGACAGAACAUCCUUUCAAGUCCAAAAAGAUGGUUUGGCACAAACUGCUGUCGAAGCAGCGGCGCAGGGCAGUGGUGGCCUGUUUCAGGAUGACUCCGCUCUACAACCUGCCCAGGCAUAGAGCGUCUAACAUGUUUCUGGAUGGAUACAAGCGGAACUGGAUCCAAACUGAAGGAUAUUCUUUUGAGGACAAAAUGAUUGAUGACCUUUCUAAAGCAUUGGAGGAAAAUGAGGAGGAAGAAGAGGAGAAGGAGACAAAGCCAGAUCCUCUACAUCAGCUCAUUCUUCACUUUAGUCGCACCGCCCUCACUGAGAAGAGUAAACUGGACAUAGAUUAUUUAUACAUGGCAUAUGCUGAUAUCAUGGCUAAGAGUUGCCACAUGGGCGAAGAAGAUGAGGGAGGAGAUGAGGAGGAGGGAGGAGAGGAUGAGAUGCCCUUUGAGGAAAAAGAAAUGGAAAAGCAGAGACUCCUCUACCAGCAGUCACGUCUACACAACCGCGGGGCCGCUGAGAUGGUCCUUCAGAUGAUCAGCGCCUGCAAAGGUGAGACCGGUUGCAUGGUCUCUUCCACCCUAAAGCUUGGUAUUUCUAUUCUCAAUGGAGGAAACUGUGAAGUCCAACAGAAAAUGCUGGACUAUCUGAAAGACAAGAAAGAUGUCGGCUUCUUCCUCAGUGUUCAGGCUCUUAUGCAAACAUGCAGUGUUUUGGACCUGAAUGCCUUUGAGAGGCAGAAUAAAGCUGAGGGUCUAGGUAUGGUGUCAGAGGAGGGAACAAGUGAGAAGGUCAUGGCUGAUGAUGAGUUCACCUGCGACCUCUUCCGCUUCCUGCAGCUACUUUGUGAGGGUCACAACAAUGACUUCCAGAACUACCUGAGAACGCAGACAGGAAGCACAACCACCAUUAAUGUCAUUAUCUGCACUGUGGAUUACCUGCUUAGACUGCAGGAAUCGAUCAGUGAUUUUUACUGGUAUUACUCAGGGAAGGACAUAAUAGAUGAACCAGGCAAGAGGAACUUUUCUAAAGCCAUGACUGUUGCCAAACAGGUGUUCAACAGCCUUACCGAGUACAUACAGGGCCCGUGCACUGGAAACCAGCAGUCCCUGGCCCACAGUCGUCUGUGGGACGCUGUGGUGGGCUUCCUGCAUGUGUUUGCCCAUAUGAUGAUGAAACUGGCUCAGGAUUCCAGUCAGAUUGGACUUCUGAAGGAGCUGUUGGACCUUCAGAAAGACAUGGUGGUCAUGUUGCUGUCUCUCCUGGAGGGUAAUAUUGUAAACGGCACCAUUGCUCGCCAAAUGGUGGACAUGCUUGUGGAAUCUUCUAGUAACGUGGAAAUGAUCCUCAAAUUCUUCGACAUGUUCCUAAAGCUGAAGGACAUUGUUGCGUCUGACGCCUUCCGUGACUACGUGACCGACCCUAGAGGUUUGAUAUCCAAAAAGGACUUUCAGAAAGCCAUGGACAGUCAGAAACAAUACACCCCAUCGGAGAUCCAGUUCUUGUUGUCCUGCUCGGAGGCAGAUGAGAACGAGAUGAUCAAUUACGAAGAGUUCUCCAACCGCUUCCAAGAGCCGGCAAAAGACAUCGGUUUUAACAUCGCUGUGCUGCUAACCAACCUCUCCGAGCACGUCCCACAUGAUACCAGAUUGCAAAACUUCCUCGAACAGGCUGAAAGCGUUUUGAACUAUUUCCGCCCUUUCUUGGGCCGGAUCGAGAUAAUGGGUGCCAGCAGAAAGAUUGAAAGAAUUUAUUUUGAGAUCAGCGAGGUGAAUCGUAAACAGUGGGAGAUGCCUCAGGUGAAAGAGUCCAAGCGUCAGUUCAUAUUUGACGUGGUCAACGAAGGUGGCGAAUCGGAGAAGAUGGAGCUUUUUGUCAACUUCUGUGAGGACACCAUCUUCGAGAUGAACAUCGCUUCGCAGAUUUCCGAGCAGGACGAGGAAGAAAAAGAGGAAGAUGAUGAGGAAGAUGCCGAAGGAGGAGAUGGAGGAGAUGAAGAAGGCGGUGGAGAGGACGGCCAUCAGGAAUCAAGCUCAGCCUUUGCUGAUUUCAUCAAAAGCGUCAUGAAUUUCCUGGGAUUGUUUACCUUUCGUAAUAUUCGCAGACAGUAUCGCAGGCUCAGGAAGAUGACCAUCAAGGAAAUGAUCGUAUGCCUAGCAACUUUCCUCUGGACGAUCCUCAUGGGCAUCCUCCAUUUCAUCUACAGCGUUUGUAAAGGUUUCUUCCUGCUCAUCUGGCAAACUCUGUUUGGAGGUGGUUUAGUCGAAGGGGCCAAAAACAUCACGGUGACCGAGAUACUAGCCAGCAUGCCGGAUCCCACACAGGAUGAGGUGCACGGAGACCUGCCUGGAGAGCCAAGGAGUGGUGAGGAACAGGAAUCGGGAGGAAUAACUGACUCCAUGGACGCAGGAGGUGGAGAGGAAGAAGAUGAAGACAAUCAAGAAAGUGACGGUGGGAAAAUUCCGGGUAUCGAUACGCCUGGUGGGCUUGGAGAUAUGGGUGACACGACCCCCGUGGAACCACCUACUCCAGAGGGCACUCCUUUACUAAAGAGGAAAAUGCAGCCAGAAGAAGCCGGACCUGUGCAACCUCCUCCUAUUGAAGAACCUCCUCCUGAACCAGAGAAAGCAGACACUGAGAAUGGUGAGAAGGUACAGAAGGUAGCAGAAGGCAAGUCUGAGCUGACACCAGAGGAACCAAAACCUGAAAGAGCCACCAAAACCAAGAAGGAAAAGAAACCCGCUAAAGGAGGCGGAUUUGAGCUCUGGAAUGAGCUAGACGUUCAAAGAAAUAAAUUCAUGAACUGUUUGUCCCGCAACUUCUACAACAUUCGAUUCCUGGCUCUGUUCCUCGCCUUUGCCCUCAACUUUAUUCUGCUCUUCUACAAGGUAUCAGAUCGCCCUCCCAAUUUUGAAGACUUGGAAGGCUCGGGUGUCUUUGAAGGCUCUGGACUGUUUGAAGGUUCCGGUGAGGAGUCUGAGGGCUCUGGUGGAGAUGAUUUCGAGGAAGACGAUGAGGAAGGUCCUGUUUAUUUUUUCCUGGAAGAGAGCACAGGAUACAUGCAGCCCACCAUGUCUGGCCUGGCAAUUCUGCACACCGUCAUUGCAUUUAUAACCAUCAUCGGAUACAACUGCCUCAAGAUUCCGCUUGUCAUCUUUAAGAGAGAGAAGGAAUUGGCAAGGAAGCUGGAGUUUGAUGGUCUUUAUAUCACAGAACAGCCGGAGGAUGAUGACAUCAAGGGCCAGUGGGACAGACUGGUACUAAACACACCGUCUUUUCCCACCAACUACUGGGACAAGUUUGUUAAGCGAAAGGUGCUGGAUAAAUAUGGCGAUAUUUAUGGACGUGAGCGAAUUGCUGAGCUGUUGGGGAUGGAUCUAGCAUCACUGGAUGUCAGCAAACAACAGACAGACAAGAAACACGAAGAGCCAGACAACUCUAUGCUCGCAUGGUUCACCGCCAUUGACAUCAAAUAUCAGAUUUGGAAAUUCGGAGUUGUGUUUACUGACAACACUUUCCUCUACCUGGUGUGGUACACCGUGAUGUCACUUCUGGGACAUUACAACCACUUCUUUUUUGCCUGUCACCUGCUUGACAUUGCGAUGGGGGUCAAGACCCUGCGCACCAUUCUGUCCUCGGUCACGCACAACGGAAAACAGUUAAUGAUGACUGUGGGUUUGCUGGCCGUGGUUGUGUACCUCUACACUGUGGUGGCCUUCAACUUCUUCAGGAAGUUCUACAAUAAGAGCGAGGAUGAGGAUGAACCAGACAUGAAGUGUGACGACAUGAUGACGUGUUAUCUGUUCCACAUGUACGUGGGUGUGCGAGCAGGAGGAGGCAUAGGAGAUGAGAUCGAGGACCCAGCAGGGGACGAGUAUGAACUCUAUCGUGUGGUCUUCGACAUCACCUUCUUCUUCUUUGUCAUUGUCAUCCUGCUGGCCAUCAUUCAGGGUUUAAUCAUUGAUGCCUUUGGUGAACUGAGAGACCAGCAAGAACAAGUCAAAGAGGACAUGGAGACCAAGUGCUUUAUAUGUGGAAUAGGGAGUGAUUACUUUGAUACAACUCCACACGGCUUUGAGACCCAUACGCUUGAGGAACAUAACCUGGCCAAUUACAUGUUCUUCCUGAUGUAUUUAAUCAAUAAAGAUGAAACUGAGCACACUGGACAGGAGUCGUAUGUAUGGAAGCUGUACCAGGAGAGGUGCUGGGAUUUCUUUCCUGCUGGAGAUUGCUUUAGAAAACAAUAUGAAGAUCAACUUGGAUAAAUCCAAGAUAAUCUACAAACAUUUAAGCACGUUAACACACUUUCUCUCCCUUUAUUUUGUCCCCCAAUAAUACAAAGUUAAUUCAUCUGAUAUUAUAUAAGCACAUGAACAGAACGUCUGGGAGUUUUAUGAAUAUAAGUUUUGAAUUUAUAUUAUUCAUUUAAGUGUAGAUUAUUUUCUUUUACUGUAGAUAAAAGAACCAUAUUUAUGCAUUGUUUGCAUAAUAGUCAUGGAUUUUAUGUCAUGUAAAAGUAAAAAGGUUAUCGGCCCGAACAGAUUUUUUAUAAAAUCCUUUAAUGAACUAAAAUACUGUAGCUUGUGUGGUGAUUGAGACCAUAUUAGGGGAAAGGUGAUUACACAAUUUGAGAUUGUUCUAGUUUUACAGAAUACAAUAUAUAUUACACAAUA